Naegleria gruberi is the source of this 672-nucleotide messenger RNA. RefSeq lists its product as uncharacterized. The coding region runs from base 1 to 672 and encodes 223 amino acids. The transcript has a single exon. The record is from RefSeq and is a predicted model, not a curated record. NCBI's taxonomy places the organism in Eukaryota, Heterolobosea, Eutetramitea, Acrasida, Naegleriidae.
AUGUCGUCCACUUCAAAGUCAUCACCGUACCAAUUACGUGAAAAGAGAAAGAUAUCCUACAAUGAAUUCAGGGAUUGCUCACAAAACGAUGAUGAGGAUGAAGAGGAACAAAUUGAUGAACAAAAUGAUGAUGAAAUUGAUGAAAUUGAUGAAAUUGAAGAAGAAAAUGAUGAACAAGAGGAGCAAAAUCUUGAACCGAGCUUGAAAAGACAAAAGGAAACUGCUUCCGAAAUUGCAGUGGCUACAUCACAUCAAGCUGAUCAUCAAGGAGAUUUAGCAAAAAACACAACUUUGAAUGAAAAAUCGAGUCGUGAUGGUGGUGAGCAACAAUUAUUCAAAUCAUUGGUAGAUAAUACUUCAACCAUUCAACAUGGCACAACAACAGUUCCACCAACAUCAUCAUUCUCAUCACCACCAAAUUGUAAAAUGAUGGAAAAUGAUUCGGGUGUGGAAUUGUCAAUGAAUAAGCGAUGGGAAAUGGUAAAAACAUUGCUGACCUCAAUUCAAAGUGAUUGUGAACAACAAGAGGAGAUGGUUUCGGAUGUCAUGCAAAGAGCAACCUUCACAGAAGAAGAAAUCAAGACAUUGGAUUAUGAAAAAUUGAAGAAAUUGAGAAAAAUCUUGCAAGAUUCUGUUAAUUUGGUCAUUGAUGCCUUAAUAGAGAAAAAAUAG